This is a messenger RNA of Tribolium castaneum (red flour beetle), 7735 nucleotides long. RefSeq names its product Not1 (gene Not1). Bases 316 to 7491 code for a protein of 2391 amino acids. Gene Ontology annotation, biological process: negative regulation of translation; nuclear-transcribed mRNA catabolic process, deadenylation-dependent decay. Gene Ontology annotation, cellular component: CCR4-NOT core complex; P-body. Gene Ontology annotation, molecular function: molecular adaptor activity. The record is from RefSeq and is a predicted model, not a curated record. Lineage: Eukaryota; Metazoa; Arthropoda; Insecta; Coleoptera; Tenebrionidae. The transcript is spliced from 7 exons.
UCUUUUCUGGAAAAAUAAUCAAAAUACACGUAACUAUAACCACACAUCCCCUCAGGAUAGUGAGCUCGUUGUUGGUCAUGCGUAGUUUCAUACAUAUGUUUUAUUCGAUGCAUGUGUUGUGUGUUGCGUGAGUCAAAAGAUGAUUCUGGUAAAUUAAAGUGGUGAAAAGUACAUUAAAGAUUCGAUGAUGGUCUUGGACCAUUUAAAAUUUAGUUGUUUUUCAAAAAUACAUAAGACUUUGUGGAUAAAAGCCCCGUGCAUACCUAAGAAAGCUUCAAAAGUAUUUGAAGCUUUCGAGGCCGUGUUCAUGGAACUAUGAACCUAGACUCGUUGUCUUUUACCUUGUCACAAAUAAGUUAUUUAGUUGCAUCAUUAACCAAAAAGAACUACAAGCAAGUCGUUGCCGAACUCUCAAAGUUGGUAACUUUGCAUGGUCUGGAGGCGGACCGUCACUUGCUCCAAUGUCUAUUUUCAUCAGUGGACUUUUCUGAAUCUACAAGCAAAAUAACCGCUCCAUCUCCCCAAAAUCAAGCAUUGUUAGAGCAGUGUUCGAACUUGUUGAACAAACCCUCGCUGCUGACGUCUGUUUGCUACAUCACAGACAAUCCAUUGAGCACCAACAAGGUAACAAAACCGCUUCGGUGGGUCACUUUUUCUGCAGCGGUUCCGUUACAGGCUUUCAAAUUCGGACCCCAGUUCUUCCAGCAGUUGAGCAAGUGCCUUCGCCUCUCAGCUGUCCAGGAAGUCGUUUUCGCUCUCGCCCUUCGCCACUCUUCAAACCAGGAAGUUUCGUCUUUAGCCCAGGCACAUUUACGGUUAACGGUUCCGACUCUCAUCCAGUCGUAUAUCGAGACUGAAGGCAGCACCCGCCAGCACGAAGGGGGCCUCCACGAGACCACCCCCGAGGUCCUCCACUUGAUCCUCUCCGCUGUUCUGAAAGCCCCCAAAGACGUUGGGCUCACCAACAACGCGCACCGGGCGUUUCUCGACACUCUCCAGCGCGACUUCCCCAAAGACCUCGUUCCCGUAGUGUUAGCACCGUUAGUUUACCCCGAACAUUGUGAAUUGUCGCCGGAAAUGUCAUCCGAAGGCCCCGGUUUAUCCGGGGGCAUGUUAGAGACUUCGCUGGCCGAUCUGGUGGCUGAGAUCGGUUUCGGUUUUACUUCGUCGGUGGAAGAAUGUCGGAACAACUUGAUGAAGCUUGGGGGACGCGACAUCACCCCUGCAACAGUCGCUCGGAUCCUUACCGUUAUGUGCCGAACACACAGUGGCCUUGAAGAUUCACUCAGUCUACAAUCGCCAGGCAGUUUUAAUAAGGGCAAUGAGGGGCGCACUUGGAACGUGGAGGUUUUCGUCCAGGCGUUGAAAGAGGUCGUGCCGAACUUUCAAUGGGCCAACACUGUGGCCGAGUUGGACCAUCCCGAAUUUAUUAUUAAAGAUAGACAAGGACUCAUUAUUCUAAUAAGUGCACUUCGACAUGGCCUCCAGACGCUGGGAUUCCACCCGGAAACUUUUCCAAUUGACCAAUUUUAUAAGAGAUGGACGAACGUCGAGGGGCAGUUCAGUCUCGUUCAACAUGUUCUCAAAAAUCCAGAUGUGUUCUGUUUUGCUGACUAUCCCGCGAUGACCGUCAGUGUUGACGUUCUCAAAACACCACCGGAACAAGACAGCAAGGAACUGGCCAAUUGGAGAUCGUUAAAUCUGGUCGAGUUGCUCCUGCACAUGUCUGAAUGUGGCUUGUUCACUUACGUUCAAGAACUGUUCAAAUAUCCAAUGCACAACUGUCCUGAUGUCUUAGUCCUCGCAUUGUUACAAAUACAAGGGCCUGUAACGCUCCUCAGACAAGAAUUACUCUCCAACUUGAUCCCAAUCUUUCUCCUGAAUCACCCAAACUCUGCCAUAAUACUACACCAUGCCUGGCACACCACCAACAUCAAUAUCAAAUCCAUAAUAAUGCAUGCCAUGGCCGAAUGGUAUGUGCGAAGCGACUGCGAUCAAACGAGACUGUCCCGAAUUCUGGACGUUGCCCAAGACCUGAAAGCCCUCUCAAUGCUCCUAAACGCCCAAAACCAACAAUCUUAUCCGUUCAUCAUCGACUUGGCUUGUCUUGCAUCCAGACGUGAGUACCUCAAGCUGGAAAAGUGGCUCUCGGAUAAAAUCAGAGAACACGGCGAGCCUUUUGUCCAAGCUUGCGUCAAGUUUUUGCACCGCCGUUGCCCGCAAAUCCUGGGCAAAAGUGACGACGCUAUGACCAAAGCUUCGUCCCUACCCAACGAAACUUUGACCACGAUUAUGAUUUGUUUGCAAUCUUGCAUGAACAGCGUCAGUCCCGAGUGCCAAGAGGCGAUAAUCAACGUCACCACCGGUUGCAGUAUUUUACUGAAAUCGCGUCAACAGCCGGCUCUUGUUAGGUCCAGGGGCGUUGAAGGCCCGUUCAGUGUUUCGGCAAUGUCGGGACAGCUUUACAACCACUCUGCUGUCGAUACUAUUCCCGGUUUGACCACGAAUUUGGCCAGCAUGACAAUGUCGGGGCCCACUAGUUCGGCGUUUAAUUUGCAAGGGGGACUCGGGCCGCUAGUGCAGUCUCCCGGGUCUCCUUCGCGGAUUUUGGGUGCUGGUCCUUCAAACAGUCCGUUUCCGAUGAUGCCGUUGCAACAUCAGGGACCAGUAGGGACCAGUUCGUCGCUGGUUUUGGGAGUUAAUCAAAUCGGGAAUAUUGGAAGGAUGGGCCCGGCUUCGAAUAUUGAUAAAAGCAGGAUUCCUGAAUAUAACUUGUUCCCGGAAAUGUCGCCCAACGUAUCGAAGGAUAUUGAAGACGAAGCUAAUAGCUAUUUUCAAAGGAUUUACAAUCAUCCGCCUCAUCCUACUUUGUCCAUUGAUGAGGUGUUGGAUAUGUUGAAGAGGUUCCAGGAUUCGCACAACAAACGGGAGAGAGAAGUUUUCAACUGCAUGCUGCGAAACCUGUUCGAAGAAUACAAAUUUUUUCCGCAAUACCCGGAGAAGGAACUGUUUAUCACAGCCCAACUCUUUGGUGGCAUAAUCGAAAGGAGCAUCGUAACAUCUUACGUCGCAUUGGGGUUGGCUCUGCGUUUCGUCUUAGAAGCCCUCAAAAAACCAGAGGGAUCCAAAAUGUAUUAUUUCGGCAUAGCAGCGCUGGAUAGAUUCAAGAGCCGAUUGAAAGACUACCACAAAUAUUGCGAGCACGUACGAGCCAUACCUCAUUUUUCCGAAUUUCCGUCACAUUUACAAGAAUAUGUCGAGUACGGUUUGCAAAGUGUUGAACCACCAAAUAAGCCACAAGGUUCAGUUUUACCCGCCAGUAUGGCUUCGAUGCUUGCGCCACCAAGCACUCCAGUUUCGCAAGUGUAUAAACCGAAUUCGACGAUAAGUUCGAGUGCCCCGAGCAAGGCAAGUACUACGACCACUAGUACUUUGGGGAGUAGACCAUCGAUAGCCAAUGCAACGAAUAUUGACACACUUCUGGUCGCCACAGAAAAAGAUGAGAAAGUAAUUGCGCCACCGGAAGCUCUCCAGGAUAAAAUUGCCUUCAUUUUUAAUAACUUGAGUCAACUGAACCUUAAACCGAAGUGUGACGAGUUGCGUGAGCUAGUUUUGGAGGAAUACUGGCCUUGGCUAUCGCAAUAUUUGGUAAUGAAGAGGGCGUCAAUCGAGUUGAAUUUUCACGGGCUGUAUUCUAAUUUCUUGGACACUUUGAAUAACAACGAAGUUUACAGAAUGGUCACUAAAGAAACGUACAGAAACAUCAAAGUUCUGCUACGAUCGGAUAAAGGAAUCGAGAAUUUCUCUGAUAGAUCAUUAUUGAAGAAUUUGGGACACUGGUUGGGCAUUUUGACUUUGGCCCGCAACAAACCAAUUCUUCAAAUCGAUUUAGACCUAAAAUCACUGCUUGUAGAAGCGUACAAUAAAGGCCAACAGGAAUUGCUGUACGUGGUGCCAUUCGUAGCGAAAGUGAUAGAAUCGUGCGCUAAAAGCAAAGUCUUCAAGCCACAAAACCCCUGGACCAUGGCCAUCAUGAACGUCCUCGCCGAACUCCACCAAGAGCAGGACUUGAAACUCACUCUGAAAUUCGAAAUCGAAGUGUUGUGCAAAAACCUCGAUAUUGACAUAACUCAACUGAAACCGACCAUGUAUUUGAAAGACCCUGAACGCAUCCACAAGAUCGAGUAUCAAUUAUCUCAACCAUCUAAGAAAGAAAACGUUUUAAUUCCGUCAACACAAGGCAACAUCCCUCAGGGCGCUAUAAACGAACCGGAGUUGGUGAACAUGAUUCCGGGACAGGCGGCUAAUUCUCCAGUCACACACAAUAACAGUACCACUCCAACUUCGGCAUUGUCUGCACCUCCGGAGCCCCGUUUCAGCUAUGGGGACAUCCAAAUUGCCGGAAUGACAUCUUUUCAGACACACACCGUCGUCAGUCCUUCUAUCCUGCUGUUCCAAAACCAGCCACAGUUGAAACCUCUAGUUCGGUCGUCAAUUGAACAUGCUGUGCAGGAGUGGAUCGCGCCUGUUGUUGACCGCUCCAUUAAAAUCGCUUUGCAAACGUGCGAACAAAUCAUCAGAAAGGAUUUUGCUUUGGAUCCUGACGAGGGACGAAUGAGACUAGCGGCGCACUUUAUGGUCAGGAAUCUAACCGCCGGUAUGGCAAUGAUAACGUGCCGAGACCAAUUGUUGUCUGCCAUAAAUACUCACCUGAAACAGGCCCUCUUGGCGAAUAUUGGUACUCCUACUUUGCAACAAAAGGAGAUGAUUGAACAAGCGGCCAGUAUUAUUGCCAAUGACAAUAUGGAGUUGGCGUGUGCCUUUGUUCAAAAAACGGCGGUGGAGAAGGCUAUUCCCGAAAUUGACAAGCGGUUGAUGAGCGAGUACGAUCUUAGGAAGAUGGCGAGACAAGAAGGACGGCGCUAUUGUGACGCCAUUGCGCUGACUUACCAGGCCGAGCGAAUGCCCGAGCAGAUUCGCCUAAAAGUGGGCGGAAUUUCCAACAGCCAAAUGGCUGUGUACGAAGAAUUCGCCCGAAAUAUUCCAGGAUUUUUACCGAACGAACGCGAUUCGAGCAUUUUGAUGCAAAAACAAAACUUGGCACCGAUUGAAACCCAGAUACAUCCAACCACACCAUUUCCCCUACCACAAGCAGCGGUGCUCAACGAUGACUUGACCAUAACUUUCGAGAAAUUGUGUCUCGAAAUCGAACAGUUUGUCCAAGCCACAUCCGGACAACCACAAUAUUCGCACAUGAGUUCUAAUUUGCUUUUGAUCAGAGAAUGUCUUCUACAUACUUCGAGAAAUAGGGAUCCGACUCCGCCACAAGCCAUGGUACAAAAAUGCGUGGAGAGUCUGCAAGAUUCCCUUGGUUCGACAUUGAGCGAAGCCGACCCUGUUGUUAUGCGUUUCAAGGAGAUUAUAGUUAGAGUUUUGAAAUCAUUCCAAGAUCCGCGUGUUUUCGGACAACAGUGGACUAACAAACUGGUUACGAGAUUUUUGACUGAAUGUCGUGAAGAUUAUCGUUACAAUAUCGACGCUGUCGAUACGUUGAUCAAGUCUGGUCUUGUUCAUGUUCCUCAGUAUGAUUUGGCACUGGCCCAGUGCAUGGAAAACGGCGUGAACUAUAUGGGAGUCAACUUUGCCAUGCAAUUGGUCCAGUUGUAUCUGAUUGACGAUCGCAAUAACCAGUUUGUGACCGAUAAUGACCUUUGUAAUACGAUCGAAAUGUUGGCCAAGAUACAAACCCACAUGAGACAGCCACCUGAAGGUUUGGGCAAUAUCAUCGAGAUACUGAGACAAAAUCCUGAAACACCGUUCUUUGGAGACCGCGCGCCCGUUGGACCUACUCUUCACAUUCACAAUGGAAUUCUUCAGGUGCGCGGGCCGUAUCACGAUGAUCCUCCGGGAUUUGUCGAGAAAACCGACUUCCUCUUAAGGGAGUGGAUAAGUAUCUACAACCAGCCUCAAGGCCGCGACUCAACGAAAGCGUUCGGCGUAUUCGUGCAUCAAAUGAACAUGCAUGGGAUUCUAAAAACCGACGAAUUGAUUACAAGAUUUUUCAGAUUGUCCACACAGUUGUGCGUGGAAGCGGUGUACAGAAUAAUUUCAGAUAAGACCAACGCACAGUUACCAACAGUCAGAGCGAAAUGUUACAACACACUGGACGCGUUUGUUCGUCUGGUGGCCCUCUUGGUGAAACAUUCAGGUGAUGCCAAUAACACCACUACAAAAAUACAUCUUUUGAAUAAAGUUUUGGGGAUCGUCGCCGGCUGUUUGCUCCAAGAUCACGACACAAGAACCAUCGAGUUCAAUCAGCUGCCCUACCAGAGGAUCUUCACCAUGUUGUUCCUCGAGUUGAACUCCCCCGAACCGGUCUUAGAAGCCAUCAAUUUCCACGUGUUGAGCGCUUAUUGCCACACUCUCCACAUCUUGCGUCCGACGAAAGCCGCCGGUUUUUGCUACGCCUGGUUGGAGUUGGUGUCCCAUCGAAUCUUCAUGGGGCGCAUGCUAGCGGGGACUCCGCAACAAAAGUGUUGGCCUUUGUACGCGCAACUUCUCAUUGAUCUUUUCAAGUAUUUGUCGCCGUUUUUGAGGAACGCCGAGUUGGCCAAACCUGUCACCAUGCUCUACAAAGGCACCUUGCGCGUGCUCUUGGUCCUCCUGCAUGAUUUCCCCGAGUUCCUAUGCGACUACCAUUACAAUUUCUGCGAUGAGAUUCCACCAAAUUGUAUUCAAAUGAGAAACUUGAUUUUGUCGGCCUUUCCGCGCAACAUGAGGCUCCCUGACCCCUUCACCCCCAACUUGAAGGUCGAUAUGUUGCCAGAGAUUGCCUUCGGUCCCAGAAUCCUAGCAAAUAUUCCGAUCAACAUCACUCCAGCUCAGUUCAGAAAGGAUCUCGAUUCGUAUCUGAAAGCUAGGGCUCCGGUGACCUUCCUAUCGGAAUUGCGGAGCAAUCUUCAGAUUUCCAACGAACCUGGCGUGCGUUACAACAUCCCCUUGAUGAACGCGCUGGUUCUGCAUGUGGGCAUGCAAGCUAUCGCCUAUAUCAGAGGCAAGGGACACCCCCCGAACAUGACCACCAUCGCACACAGUGCCCAUAUGGACAUCUUCCAGAACCUCGCCGUGGAUUUGGAUACCGAAGGGAGAUACUUGUUCCUGAAUGCCAUAGCGAAUCAGCUGCGUUAUCCCAACAGCCACACGCACUACUUCUCGUGCACUUUGUUGUACUUGUUCGCCGAAGCCAACACUGAAGCCAUUCAAGAGCAAAUAACGCGAGUUCUUCUGGAGAGGUUGAUCGUCAACAGACCACAUCCGUGGGGGCUGCUCAUCACCUUCAUCGAGUUGAUCAAAAAUCCCACCUACAAGUUUUGGAGCCACGAGUUCGUGCACUGCGCUCCCGAAAUUGAAAAGUUAUUUGAGUCGGUUGCCAGAUCAUGCAUGGUGCAGAAAACAGCAGUGCAAGCCCAAGAAAAUGAAAUCCAAGAGUGAUAACAUGUCUUUGUGAUUUGUAUAUAAUGAAAUGGUUACAUAUUGUGAACUCGAAUUAUUUUAAUUUGCUUUUUAUUAAUUUUCUUUCUGGUAUUAUGCGAUUAAUUAAUUUCCUUUAUAGGUAUAAGGAUAGAUGUAGAUAUAGCUCUGUAAAAAUUAGUUAUUUUUAAGAAAUUUUCAAGUAUUUGUAAUUACUAUAAAUAUGUGGAUGUAUUAAAUGGUUUUCAAUGUUUUGAAGAAAGCA